GCCUGCCUUCUUUGCUUUCAGUCUCAGAGCUGGUGUCUUGCAGAGAAGGAGGAGGGGGCCGGGAAAGGAUUGUCUGAAUUUUUUUGUCUGUGUGUGUUUUGGGAGGGGGUGCUCGGAGCAGAUAGAGGUGCUGCUCUGCUCUUGUCUUUGUAGUGUCGCGGUGGGGGGGCGAGGAAGGAGUUUUUUUUUCCUGUUCCUGAAUCCAGUCACUCUCUGCCUUGGAAGAAGCGAGGACGAGCUCUCCUUUCCUCUCAAGUUUUGCUGGUCGCGUGGAGGGGAUAUUCCAGUGUGGCCCCUACGCCUGGGCUCCGGGGAGGCUUCCACCUGCUCCGCUCUGGGGCACACACUCACACUGACACGCUCACAUUGCUGUGCCUAUGCAUGCCGCACCGUUCUGUGCCGGGACUGCAACUCCAAACUUCUGCCCCCUUCACAAGUUUCACUGAUGUUCCCAGUCGUUGCAUGGAUUCUGUCAGUGGCAGCUCGCUCCUAGGAAGAUACUUGGAACGUAUCCUGAGGUUCUAGAAAUAAGUCAUGAUGGUGGAAUCUGCCUCUGAUUCAAUACGAUCUACUCCAACCAGUCAAAAUGGAGUAAGCAGUCUUCCCAACCAGUCUGAAGGAGGUGGAGUACGAGAGGCGAAUCCAAGUGGAGAGAGUAAUGGAGAGUUAAAUACAGCAGAGCUCCUACAUUUCCAGCAGCAACAGGCAUUGCAGGUGGCACGGCAGCUUUUGUUGCAACAGGCAACAGGGCUAAGUACCCCAAGCAGCACAGAAAACAAGCAGCCUUCAGUUCAGGUACCCGUUUCAGUGGCUAUGAUGUCUCCACAGAUGUUAACCCAGCAUCAGAUGCAGCAGAUUUUGUCUCCUGCACAAAUCCAGGCAGUUCUGCAGCAGCAGCAAGCACUUAUGCUGCAGCAGCUUCAGGAAUAUUAUAAGAAGCAACAAGAACAGCUACACCUCCAGUUGCUCUCACAGCAGCAGUCAGGGAAACAGCAGGCCAAAGAGUCAGCGCUGAGUAAUAAACAGUUGGCAUUCCAGCAGCAGCUUUUACAGAUGCAGCAACUUCAGCAGCAGCACUUGCUAAAUCUACAGAGACAAAGUCUAGUUGGGUUGCAGCCAGGACAAGGGCCUGUUACCAUACCUGGCCUCCCCCAAGCCGUUUCCCCAUCAGAUUUUCAACAGCUCCUAAAAGAAAUGAGUAAUAAUCAAGACGAUUCCAGCAAACAGGAGAACAUCGAACUGAGCUCUACGAUUCCUACCUCAUAUUCAUCCACCAAGGUGUCACCUCCAAUAGUUCACAUGUCGUUACCAAAUGGGCAAAGUGCUCUGCAAAACACACGGCGGGACAGUUCACAUUAUGAGGUGCCUCCCAACUCACACCCCCUUUAUGGACAUGGUGAAUGUCGAUGGCCUGGCUGUGAAGCUCUGUGUGAGGACAUGGGACAGUUUAUAAAGCAUCUGAAUACAGAACAUGCGUUGGAUGACCGCAGUACAGCACAAUGUCGAGUACAGAUGCAAGUGGUGCAGCAACUGGAAAUACAGCUGUCAAAAGAAAGUGAACGCCUGCAAGCCAUGAUGACACAUCUACAUAUGAGACCGUCCGAACCAAAACCCUUCAGUCAACCACUUAACCUGGUUUCCAGUGCAUCUCUUAACAAAAUGUCCCUGGACACCUACCUAGAUGGCUUGCCACAACCCCCAACAUCAGCAACAGCACCCAUCACUCCGGUGCGAGCUGGCACAUCUGUGAUUAGCUCUUCAAGCCUAUCUAGCAUUGGUCCUGUGCGAAGAAGGAUAGUGGACAAAUUCUGUACACCAAUAUCUUCAGAGCUUGCACAGAAUCAUGAAUUUUAUAAAAACGCUGAAGUCCGUCCACCGUUUACAUAUGCCUCACUCAUACGACAGGCUAUUCUAGACACACCAGACAGACAGCUGACUUUGAAUGAGAUCUACAAUUGGUUUACUCGAAUGUUUGCUUAUUUCCGGAGAAACACAGCCACAUGGAAAAAUGCUGUUCGUCACAACCUGAGCUUGCAUAAAUGCUUUGUGCGUGUGGAGAACGUGAAAGGAGCAGUUUGGACAGUGGAUGAGCUGGAAUAUCAGAAGAGGAGGCCGCCAAAGAUGACAGGAAGUCCUACACUUGUUAAAAACAUGAUUUCCGGCCUGGGCUAUGGAGGGUUAAACGCCAGUUAUCAGGCUGCACUCGCUGAGAGUAGUUUCCCUCUGAUGAAUAGUCCUCCAACCCUCAACAGUUCUGGCAGUGGGCUUCAUGGUGGACAUGACGAUGUUACCAGCACUGGAGAGCCUGGAAACAGUAAUGGCAGCAGCCCACGUCUGUCUCCUCAGUACAGUCAAUCGGUUCAUGUCAAAGAAGAGCCAGCUGAAGAGGAAGUAAGGCCUGCCUCCCUCUCCAACCAAAACACAGUGCUGUCAGAGGAAAAUGACUUGGAACCAGAGACAGUUAUGGAAGACUUGUCCUAAUAGUUUCAGCAGCCAGAAGUUACCUCCUCUGCCCCAAAGUCCAGCACUUCCAUCAGAGACCAACAUGACCCUCUACCUUAAUUCUGCUCAGUUGAAGCUGACAAAGACUUCAAACUUGACUGCCUGCCAUCUCCUGGGUCUUCCUCUGUCUGGCAGCACUUCACGUCAAAGACUUAUGGACUGCAGAGUGAACCCCACCAUCCUUUUCUUCUUAACCAGAUAUGGAAAGGGCACUGAUACUUUUGUGACCAUAUUUUUAUUGGGGGGGAGGGAGGGUUAGUAAAUCCCUUGAACACCCCUUUGCAUUAGGGGGGCUAUAAAAUCUUUUCAUAGCAGAAUUUAGGAGAACUGGACUUCUUUCUCCACCCUACAAUGCAACGCAGUACUGGGUGUCCGUUAUGAAGUACCCUUUACUAGCUAUUCUUUUCUGGUUGUUUCUGAAGGUACCAAAAAAGUAGACUUUUGUUUUAUUUAUUUUUUCUGUGUGUUUUGGAUCAGUGUUACUGCUGGCAUUCCUCACACAAAUGUGUGUAUUUGGUACGUACACUCUGAAAUGGAUGCAUACACCUCCAAAAUAACCACCUACAUACAAUUCUAUACAAACACUAGCUUUAGACAAAUGCACAUGACGAAGAACACUGUAGCUUGUGCCUUGGAGGGAAUAUGCGCACCACAUAAUAGGACAAGCGCUGCUUCAUAUGUCUGGAACAUUCAAAACAUUGUUUGCACUCACCUGUUUUUUAGAAAUGCCACAUAGAUAUAUUUUGUAACUACAGUACAUCACUCUCACUAAGGUGCAC
Molecule: messenger RNA, 3281 nt
Organism: Nanorana parkeri
Lineage: Eukaryota; Metazoa; Chordata; Amphibia; Anura; Dicroglossidae
Gene: FOXP4
Product: forkhead box P4
Exons: 17
Coding region: 535-2481 (648 amino acids)
Biological process (GO): regulation of transcription by RNA polymerase II
Cellular component (GO): nucleus
Molecular function (GO): DNA-binding transcription repressor activity, RNA polymerase II-specific; RNA polymerase II cis-regulatory region sequence-specific DNA binding
Source: RefSeq, a predicted model, not a curated record